AUGAAUUUAGAACAGGGAAUCCCCGAACUUGAUGUGCCAGGUAUUGAACCCUUAAGUCUAGGUCAGAUUGGACUCGCGAGAGGUCCUCAAGGUGCUAAGCUAACAGCUGUCGUCAACGAUGUCAAAGUCCGUGGACCUAGUAACUUCAUUAUACAAGAAUUGAAAUCGGACCUAAAUAAAAACAGGUUUGAUUUCAAACUAUUACUACCGAGGCUAGAUUUCGCUGGCAAAUACAAAAUGGACAUCCAAGUGUUGUUACUGCGGUUGCAGGGUCGAGGAAAUAUUACUGGAUCAUUUAAGGAUUACGCCUGCAAUGUGACGAUGCGUGGACAUAAGGAGACGCGAGGAGAUGAAGAAUAUUUGAAUUUUGAACCUAUGAAAGUAAAGUUGCGCGUCGGAGAAUCUUCCAUUUACUUGACCAACCUCUUUGAUGGAGACCCAGUUCUUGGCCCAGCCACCAACAGGGUUAUCAAUGAAAAUUCCCAAGUAUUCUUGCAAGAAAUAAGUCCUGUGCUGGAGAAGAGUUUAGCAGAUCUGUUCACGGAGAUGGCUAAUAAAAUAACGUCUAAAUUUACAUACAAAGAACUGUUUCCU
Messenger RNA from Brenthis ino (lesser marbled fritillary), 594 nucleotides. Lineage: Eukaryota; Metazoa; Arthropoda; Insecta; Lepidoptera; Nymphalidae. The record is from the annotation of a GenBank genome assembly.